AUGACGCAACACGAUUGCCACUGCGGUAAGACGUUUCUUCGCAAGGAACACCUCAAGCGCCACCAGGCAACGCACGAGAACCGCAGUUUCACAUGCACAAUAUGCAACACGUCGUUUACCAGAAACGAUAUCCUGCGCCGGCACAUGGCCAGGCACGAUGCCCACGCAGUAGUCCCGAACUCGCGGCGCGUCAGAGCCUGCGAUGCAUGCCACGCCAGCAAAACCAAGUGCGACGGCGGCAAGAAGUGCUCGUUAUGUGCAAAACGUGGCAUUGAGUGCACGUAUUGUCUUGCUGCCACCAAUAAAUUUUUCACAGCGGGUGCUAAAGAUGCCGCUAGAGUGCCGGCGAACGUACGCAACCAUGCCGCUGUUCGCGGUCUGUCGCAGUUUACACAGCUCAUUUCGUCAAAGGCAUUACUUGACGACUAUGAAGUACCAGAAAACGACCAAACUUGGAUCGACCAAGGUUUGCAAACAUAUGAACUCGAUUUCCACCACAAAUGGCCGCUUAUGCACGCACCAACUUUUUACCUUCAACCUCCACCACUCGGAAUCACAGCCACUGUUGUUAUGAUUGCCUCCUGGUUACAUUCGCCGGAUAUUCGACCUGUUGUGAUAACUUUGCAUCGCCAAUUAAUGGAUACACUGUUUAUAGAUCUAACCAAAUCGAUUCCAAUCAAGGGAGUUGAGAGUUGGCCAACCGACCUAUACCAAAUAGCAAUUCUCAAUAUUGUUUUUGCCAUGUAUUUGGGUGAUGGUGAUCUGAUCUCUCGAGCAGGACUUCUCAAAGGCCUAUUAAUCACGGCAAUGCGCCAAAUUGGGUAUUUUAACCGGGACAACUUUGAAGACGACCGUCUCACACACUUUCCAGGAGAGUUUGCACCUUACAAACUCAGCAUGAUUGAACGUUGGAAACGUACAAUUUCUGUAUUAUUCAAAGCAGAUGCGUACAUGUCACUACUAUCCUUUCAAGCACCCCAGUUGCAGGCCAACGAACUGCAAGUCGCUAUCCCCUCCACCUGGACGCUUUGGAAUGCGCAUGGAAUGGACGUUUGGUUUAACCGCCAUGCGAAAGAGCCAGAUCGAUCAUUGCUUACGUCUAGCUUUGGUCUACAACAGAUACACUCCAUAAGUCCAGAGGGGGUCCUUGUUGAAGACGCACAUAUUGGAUUAUGUAGCCUCUACAACGAUAUCUGGCAGCGCCAGAAUGCGCAAUCGGACUCUUCUACCAACUUUAUUCUCCCUUUCCAACUAUCAUCGCAAGUAAUUGAACAUACUUUGCAAAUAUUGGACACUAUUAAUACCAGCAACGCAAACGACCAGAGCGCAUUAAGACUCAAGCAGCUUCUCUCGCUCUAUCUCGCUCGACCUGCGACAAAGGAGUCAGACGAUUGGAAAGCCGCCGCCAGCCAGGUCCGAAGCUAUAUUGCAGAGUCAAACAUUUUCUCACACAUCUUACAUUUGUUUAUAUUUUCUGAUAUUCAAGCGAUGAACACUAAAGUUGAUUUGGAUAGCGGCCUACUUUCAGAAUACCAGCGCAAUCUCGAAAAGGUCCAAAGUAUCAGCGGUAAAUUGCAGCAGUGGGCGAACAUAUCGACAGAUGGCCCAGCGACGCGAAAUGCGCUAGAAAUUGUCAAACUAGCUGAGCUCAAUGUGCGACGAGAUGCUACAAGUCCUGGACCAGAUCCGCUAGCAGACUUUGCCAUUGUGAUGAGUGCGCUCGUCAUAUUUACUUGGCUGGCGCACACUCAGCGCCCAUGCACCUGCGCAGCUGACAUGCCGGCUUCUCUAAAUGAUCAUAUGCCUCUCUGUAUAUGUUCUAUAACUAGAUGGAAACACCGAUUUGAAGAGCUGGCGAAUUCGUGCACCAGGCAGGACAUGUCGAAACGCCUUACCGAAAUACUCCAGCUAAGCGCGCACAAUGGCGCAUCAGUGGAAGUGGACUUGAUGCAGAGCUCUGUUUUUACGUAA
Molecule: messenger RNA, 1971 nt
Organism: [Torrubiella] hemipterigena
Lineage: Eukaryota; Fungi; Ascomycota; Sordariomycetes; Hypocreales; Clavicipitaceae
Source: the annotation of a GenBank genome assembly